Phasianus colchicus (ring-necked pheasant) is the source of this 5175-nucleotide messenger RNA. It is a transcript of the gene ZFYVE16, whose product is annotated as zinc finger FYVE-type containing 16. Lineage: Eukaryota; Metazoa; Chordata; Aves; Galliformes; Phasianidae. Gene Ontology annotation, cellular component: early endosome membrane. The record is from RefSeq and is a predicted model, not a curated record. Gene Ontology annotation, biological process: protein targeting to lysosome; endosomal transport. Gene Ontology annotation, molecular function: metal ion binding.
AAAAAAAAAAAAGAUUUUGUGGACAUGUCUGCGACCACCCCCGCCCACACGGCCGACUACGGCGGAGCGCCGAUGGGGCAACGAGCGUCAGCGCAGGGCCGUCCUGCGCGCGCGCAGAGGUGGCGGGUUCCCGCCCUCGCGGGGGCUGGCACUGCGCAUGCGCCGCAGGGCGUGCCGGGAAUCGGGGCGCCGUCCCGGAGCCGGGCGGGGGUUGGCCUACUCGUGAGUUGGCAUUGCUGUCGGAUGCGGAGUUUAAUGGACGUGCUUACGCUGCUCAAGGUUUGAGAGGCCUAAAGCCAGACUAGAACUUAAAUAGAAUGGAUACAUACUUUAAAGCCGCAGUCUGUGACUUGGACAAACUACUGGAUGAAUUUGAACUGAAUACAGAUGAAUGCGACCUCUCCAGAGCUCCUCAAAAUCCGUGUGAUUCAAAACACCAUUCCCUUCCUUUGGAUUUGGGUUUCUUGCAACGCGUAUACCCAACGCAAAAACUACAGGAGAAUGCUAACAGCUGUACUGUGUCAGAAGAAAUCUCUCAAGCCAGCCACACCAGACCAAAUGAAGGGAUUCCGAAUUGUUCAUCGCAAAAUGAGAGGAGUGUUUCUGGGCCUGAUAUUUUGACCAUUGUGAACAGUGCUUCUUCAGAAGGAAGUCAGGGUUCAAACCUGGGAAGUAGUAUACCUAUGUGUGAUCUUGUUAGUGACAUAAGUAACUUGAUCCGUUCAGCAGGUACUAAUGUAAAUACUCAAAAAUUGCAGCCAGGUGACUCUUAUUGUAGUGAAGACUGUUUGAGUGGCUUUGGCAAAUCUUGCAUGCCUCUCUCUGGUUGUGUAUUUUCAUUGGGUUGCAGAGGUGUUUUAUGUACAGAGCAGAAUGAUGGGGACUCAAUGCUACAACAUUCAGGACCUCUUAAAACAGAAGAGAGUAAUCAAUUAGCUUUAAAAUCAGAUGUUUUUGGUAAAGCAGAGGUUUCAGAUCUGUGUGAUUAUCACUUCACUUUAAAGAUACAGUCCUGUAUUGAAGUAUUUGAUCAUCUUGAACAAACCGCUCACCCUAAUACUACGUGUGUCUCUGAAACAUUACAGAAUUCAAAUGUGUACGAUCCCAAAGAUGAGACAGCAUGUGAAAAAUUGCCUUCUGAGCCACAAGAUGGAAGCACGUGUUCUCCAGUGAGCGAAGAGAUACAUGGAGGAAAUACUGCAGAAUGUGUAACCUUGGAAGAUCAGUGUAAAAUGGAAUCCAUGCCUUCAGGUUUGCCACAUAGACAUCAGUUGGACAAAAACCAUGGAACAUUGCCUGAAAGUCAUGCUUUACAAGGCUCUACGUGUCAAACAGGGGCUGAAGUAGAACUAGAAGAGCAAAUUACAGAAGAGAAUGUGGAUAGUGAAAAAGUUGCUGAAGAGGUACUAAACAGUGCUUUACCUUUAUGUGAAUCAGUCGAGGUUGUCCAGACAUCACUGCCAGAUCUUCCACCACUUCCUGUAUCCCCAUAUGGUUCCUCAGUUGUAACAGAAGAAAAAGUUAAUUCUCUACCUCAGAAUGAAAUAGCAGAGGUUAUUAGUGACACUUUAACAACUGAUCUCUCUGAUUGUGAGUCCUGCAAAGAGACUGACUUUCAUGAACAGGAAGGAUAUUUAUCUAAAAUCAACCAAAUUAUUGUAGAAAAAAGAGAUGGAGAGACAUGUAAUACCAAGAAUGUAAUUGAUGAUAGUGAUUCUGAUCAAGUCAAAGCUAUUGAUUCUACUUUUAUGGAAUAUGAAGGUGAGCCAUAUGGUGUUGAUAUAGACUGUUACUAUGAUGAAAGUAUUAGCCAAACUGUAGCUGACUUUACUGCUGUGGAGAGUAUUAUGGAAAGUAAUACUCUUGUAAGUGAUGCAGAGCUUGAUGAAUUCUUGUAUGGGCAAAGUCAUCUGUCCAGUUCAUUGAAUUCUUUAAGCAAUAGUUAUAACUUAAUGGCAGCUGACACAGAAGUGAAUUUGAGAAAUGAGAACCUGGAUUUCACACAGGUUACUGAAGAACAUGCUCUGACAAAACUGGAGGAUAUAAGUAGCAUUAGUAGUAAUCUUGAAGUCUCUCUUGCUGCCCAUAAGUUGAAACCUCCACCAGAGGAGAGUGCAUUUCAUAUUCAAAAUGUGACUGAGCACGAUAGUGAGGCACAAGUUUCAAAGCUUCCUACUGAAGGCGCAAGACCAAAGCUGUUGUGUGACAGUACACAAGGAGAUGUUGGUCAGAGACAACUGAAUCAAACACAUGUGCUUGAGAAAGCAGUUACUCCAGAAGCUCCCUUCUCAAGGAACAGCAUUACUUCUGAUGAAAAUUCUGAACCUGUGGGAGAAAGUGGCACUGAAGCAGGAAAAAGUCAAACUUUUCAAAGUGUAGAAUCACUAAAAACACCUGCAGCUCUUCUGCAGAAACAACCGUUGUGGGUUCCUGAUUCAGAGGCACCCAACUGCAUGGACUGUCAAGUGAAGUUCACAUUUACAAGAAGACGACAUCACUGCCGUGCAUGUGGAAAAGUUUUUUGUGGUGGUUGUUGCAAACGAAAGUGCAAACUACAGUACAUGGAGAAGGAAGCAAGAGUCUGUACUCGCUGCUAUGAUAAUAUUAAUAAAGCACAGGCAUUUGAAAGGAUGAUGAGUCCAACAGGUCCUGUCCCUAAUUCCAGUGUCUCCUCUGAGAAUGCUUCUGCUCCACCUCUGCAGGAAGCCUGUAUAACUGGUAAUGACAGCUGCCCCUUAUUUUCUUCACCAUUACCCAUUUCAGCACUUAAACAAUCUGAUAAUGAAGAGUUGUGCCCCAAAGAACAGAAGAGAGUUUGGUUUGCAGAUGGUAUUUUGCCAACUGGUGAAGUGGCGUAUACAACAAAGCUUUCAUCUGGAGCAAAGAGGUCAUCCCAGGACACAAUACGCUCUGAUGUGCCAGAGCUGCAUAUGGGUGCAAAUGCAGAGGAAGAUGAUAUACCAACCGAUGUAAAUUCAAAACCAAAAGAAGAAAUGGAUGUUAUUACAAAAACAGAGGGAUUAUGUCCUUCUUUUCCUUCAGAGGAUGCACAACAAACCAUUUCCAGCCAGAGUGAGAUGACUGAUAGUGAUAAAUCUCUAAUUCCAGACACUAAAGAGUGUUCUUCCACCAUGGAAUCUGAGAAGACUAGAACUAACAUAGUAGAUCGGGCUAAAAGUGAUAUGCCUGUUAGUCCCACAAGUUACAGAGCACUUUGUGGUGUUGAAAACUGUGUUCGGAAAGACAUCAGCCUUCUUCCAGAUGGUGAUAAACUGCCACCGCUUCUGCUUGCCAUGGGUGAAAAAGGAAAAGAUCCGUUAGUGGAAGAACAUCUGUCACACCAACUGGUCGCCCUGCUUCUUGAGAAAGGAGGUGCCAGACCAUUAACUUUUAUCCUAAAUGCAAACUUGCUUGUGAAUGUCGAGUUAAUAUCUUAUUCUUCAGAAAAAUGCUGGUACUUCUCAACAAACGGGCUACACGGUUUGGGGCAGGCAGAAAUUGUAGUUCUGUUGCAGUGUUUGCCAGAUGAGAAGACUUUUCCUAAUGAAAUAUUCAAAUUAUUUAUUGACAUCUAUAAGAAUGCAGUAAAAGGGAAGUUAAUAAGAAACAUGGAAAAUGUUACGUUCAGUGAAAAUUUUCUCAGUAAUGAAGACCAUGGAGGAUUCCUGUUUGUUUCACCUACUUAUCAGAAACUAGAUGAUUUAAUGCUACCAGAUAACCCUUUUCUUUGUGGCAUUCUAAUCCAUAAGCUGGAAAUACCCUGGGCAAAAGUUUUUCCGAUUCGGUUAAUGUUGAGAUUGGGAGCAGAAUAUGGGGUAUAUCCAUCUCCUCUAGUAAGUUUCAGACAUCGAAAGCCAGUCUUCGGAGAAAUAGGACACACAAUUAUGAAUCUACUUGUUGACCUUAGAAACUAUCAAUAUACUUUGCAUACAAUAGACAACCUAUUUGUUCAUGUGGAAAUGGGUAGGAGCUGUAUUAAAAUACCCCUAAGGAAAUAUAAUCAAGUGAUGAAGGUGAUAAAUUCCUCUAAUGACCAUGUAAUUAGCAUUGGAGCCAGUUUUAAUACUGAAGCAGAUUCUCACUUUGUGUGUGUGCAGAAUAAACAAGGUCUCUAUCAUACACAAGCAAACAGCACUAAUGAACAUCCUAGGAAAGUUACAGGUGCAAGUUUUGUGGUAUUCAAUGGAGCCUUAAAGACAUCUUCAGGAUUUCUAGCUAAAUCCAGCAUAGUUGAAGAUGGAUUAAUGGUCCAAAUAACACCAGAGACAAUGGAAAGCCUACGUCAAGCAUUAAGAGACAAGAAAGACUUCAAAAUAACUUGUGGCAAAGUGGAUGGAGAAGAUCUAAAAGAAUAUGUAGAUAUUUGCUGGGUGGAAGAUGAAGAAAAAACAAACAAAGAAAUUUUAAGCCAGGUAGAUGGAAAAUCGAUGGAAGGAACUCGGAGUGAAAAAAUACCACACACCAGAGACUUUGAGAGAAAAGGAAAAGUUUUGAAGUGCACUGAAGUGUAUUAUUUCCUAAAGGACCAUGAACUACCCAGUCCUGCUCAUCUCCAGUUCGCUAAAGACAUUGCUACUGCCUGCUGCACUGCUCUUUGCCCACACCUUAAAACGUUGAAGAAGAAUGGGAUGAAUAAGAUAGGCCUGAGAGUUUCAGUUGACUCAGAUAUGGUUGAGUACUUGGCAGGAUCUGGGGGCCACCUUUUUCCACAGAAGUACCUGAAUGAAUUGGACAGAGCUCUGAUUCCUGUGAUCCAUGGUGGGAUGUCAGAUCCUGCAAGCUUACCGCUGAAAAUGGAAUUAAUGUUUUUCCUUAUGGAACAUUUAUUUUGAGACUAAUUUCUGGCAAGAUACUGAUUUGCUAGCUCUGAACACCAAAGCUCAGUACAUCAAACACUAAAGAUCAAAUUUUCUAAAACUGUUUUGAUUUUAAUUGAUUUUGAAACCGAAUUUAAACAAAACAAGAAUCUAACUUCCAUUUGUUACUUUACCACAAGAAGCAAGUGUAGUUUGUAAUGUUCUGUAAUGUUCUGAAACUUUACACUUAAUACAGCUGCAGAAGAAGGCAGUCGCUUACCUCUGUACACCACUGUAGCAUUUACAUUGUUUAGUGUAACUUCCAGCCAUGCUAUCUUGCCUCUUAACAUCAGAUAAGUAUUAAAGAAAUUGCUGCAGU